CUGGUCGGAGCCGGUCUCUAUGAGCCUUUCAAGGAGGUUGAGGUCGUCGAGGUCGCAUUCCCCCCGGAUAAGCUCCGGAGCGCAUCCCUCUGAGCCACCCCAUGGUGGUGCGGGUGUAGCGCACUCAGGAUGGCCGCCUUCGUGCGAGUGUCGGGGCCGCCGAAUGGCAAUUUUCUGAUCGGGUAUCCAGGUAUCUCUGCAACGAUGCCUCGUAUCGAAGGCAAGGUUGAGAUCAGGCCCAGUGUCGGCAUUACAGCCCCCGUUAACGUAUCCCUCGUCACCAUCUCUCUCCAGCGCCGUGAGACAAUACACCCUUCGGCGGAUUCGGUUACCAAAAAACACCUUGCCCCUCCCCGGAAAGAGAUUACGGAUAUCGUGGGCAAGGAGAUGCUGCUCUUUCGCUGCCCGGCCGGUCGAGAAUACGAGGAAGUUAUUUCAAUGGACCUCCCGUUCGUCCUUUUCAUUCCCUUCGGGCGCGGUGGGCCAGAUGCGUCCCGACGAGUCCCUCCGGCGAGUCUACAGCUUCCGAGUCGGACGGCGGAGACAUACUACGAAAUCGUGGUGAUGGUUCAACAGGGACAUUCAGAGCAGAGAAAAUACACAUUUCCCGUGCCAAUUGCACGCUACGAUACACUGUCCACAUUCGGGAUGUAUAAUCGCCCCGAAUUAGCGGAACGGGUAUCAGAUCACUUGGUCACGUUGGGCAUCUCAUUACCGCGAUGGUCUUACGGCCCACUUGACCCAGUGAGUGUUUACGUCAAAUUAUCCCCCAACCCGGACUGGAUGAGCAAAGCCAGAAAGGUUACAAUAAGCAAAAUCACUAUUGGCAUCGACGAAGAAAUCAUAUAUAACCACGAGGGCGAUGAGCCGCAGAGAAAAGUGAAAACCUUAACCAAGAGGACCGAACAUAUUGGAGUGAGGCUUCCUCCGUCAGGUUUCCUAACAAACCUUGGGUUGGUAUUUCCAGCCAAGGAUAUGCGAGAUGCCGAGGGAAUACUUCCCAGAGGGAAAUCUGCCUUUCCGAUGUAUGCGGUAAGCGGGUUUACGACUACCGCAAGUCUCUAUAAGAUCGAGUACUACCUGACGGUAAAGGCCCACUUGGCAUCCGCAAGAGAUAUUGUCAUUCGACAACCAAUAGUUGUAUGUCCUCUUGAUCACGCGGGUUGUAAAGAGGAAAUGGAGGCCAUUGAGCAGGCCGCUCGCGACGCUGUCCAUGUGAACCCGGAUAAUCCCAUGUUACCCCUGCCUGCAAUAGUGCGACCCAAUGAUCCCAACGCGCUCCGUCAUCUUGGAGUAGCCAUUGUCGGAAACCAGAAGAAGCCUUUGAUAGAUUGAGCAAGCGCAUGGCCCAACUUUUUGGAUAUCUUCAUUGGGAUAGAGUCCGACGCCUUGCUCAAUCGU
This is a messenger RNA of Aspergillus alliaceus, 1401 nucleotides long. RefSeq names its product arrestin C-terminal domain-containing protein. Gene Ontology annotation, cellular component: division septum. Gene Ontology annotation, biological process: division septum assembly. The transcript is spliced from 3 exons. NCBI's taxonomy places the organism in Eukaryota, Fungi, Ascomycota, Eurotiomycetes, Eurotiales, Aspergillaceae. The coding region runs from base 130 to 1335 and encodes 401 amino acids. The record is from RefSeq and is a predicted model, not a curated record.